Arachis duranensis is the source of this 602-nucleotide messenger RNA. RefSeq names its product mitochondrial zinc maintenance protein 1, mitochondrial. Bases 73 to 396 code for a protein of 107 amino acids. NCBI's taxonomy places the organism in Eukaryota, Viridiplantae, Streptophyta, Magnoliopsida, Fabales, Fabaceae. The transcript has 2 exons. The record is from RefSeq and is a predicted model, not a curated record. Gene Ontology annotation, biological process: mitochondrial respiratory chain complex III assembly.
UAGGGAUUAAGUGAUGCUGGUUUUACAGUAAACAGAAACAAGGGGAAGAAGAAGAAGAUCGAUCAGUGAAAAAUGGUGGGAAGGGGUGAAGUGCUGAGUGCUUACCGGUCACUCCUUAAGGCCACCCGAAGGACCUUCGCCGGCGACGCUCUCAUGCUCAAGCAAUCCGCCGUCGAGGUGCGUAACAAGUUCGAGGAGAACAGAAACGUCACUUCUGAUGAUCAGAUCCAGAAGCUUCUAGAAGAAGCCUCCGAGGCCUCUCACUUCAUCACCAACAUGAUCGUCCAGGCUCAGCUCAAUACGGAAGCCGGCAGCUACGUGGUGAAACCUGGUAAGGAGCAUGCAGGAGCAACACUUGAACUCCCAACAGAAGAAAGUAUCCGGAAAUCUAAAUAGGACUUCCAGGGAGAGGUUAGAACCAAGUGAUUCCUCUCUUAGAUUGUUUAUUUUUGCAUAGGAGGAAUAAUUAAUGUUAGUAGUGCAUCAAGGGAGUGGCUUCAAAUUUUCUGCUUAGAUUUGUUGCUUCUCAUUUCUAGUACCUUCAAAUUUUAUGUAGCUGAAUCAUUCAAUAUAAAGCCGAUGAUGGCUACGGGUUUAUUCUA